Messenger RNA from Nerophis ophidion (straightnose pipefish), 2235 nucleotides. RefSeq names its product F-box protein 15 (gene fbxo15). The record is from RefSeq and is a predicted model, not a curated record. NCBI's taxonomy places the organism in Eukaryota, Metazoa, Chordata, Actinopteri, Syngnathiformes, Syngnathidae. The transcript is spliced from 9 exons. Gene Ontology annotation, molecular function: protein binding. Bases 223 to 1656 code for a protein of 477 amino acids.
UUGGUUGCACAGCCUUGACCAUGGGGUGUUGCUACGCGACCACACAUCAGGAGUGUCAACAGGACGUAUAACACAUAUCAAAGUUGACAACAGACGCUGAUGUACAGUUUUUUGGUAACAAUUCCCGACAAACUGAAGUUUUAAAAGUCGGUAUAUUUCAGCGGAUUCGGUUAUAGCCCUCCUUGCUAGCAUAAGUGCACCACUAACAUAGCAAGUGCGAACAUGUCGGCAUCAAAGAGGUUUCAAGGCGCCAACACACUAUCUCGAUACCACCAAAACUUUUUGGAAAGGCAGCACUGCAAGUGGCAUUCUUCCGAAGACAAAGUGGCAAAUAACAUGUUCUCUAUCUGUAUUUUGAUGCCCAAUUACAUGUUGUUCAGACUGCCAUCAGAGAUCCUGCAUAAGAUCCUGUCCUACCUCGAUGCUGCAACACUUAUCUGCAUUGGUCACGUCAGUAAGAGCUUCUAUCAGCGUGCCAAUGAUGAGGCUCUGUGGAGAAAUAUAUACAGGAGGCUGUUGAACAAGAAGUCUAUCAACAUGGUCAGGAAGAUGCAUGAGAUAUACACGCUGGAGUCUCAGGCUCAGCCUGUGGACGGCUGGAAGUUGCAUUACAUCAGGACUCGGGAUGCGUGGGCCAGGAAGAAGUGGAGAACACACCUUGGAGUCAUCAGCCGUCACACGGGAUUGCCGAGUCACACGGAUCAGAUACUCCGAAACAUUACCUGGGAGUUGACAGCCACUGACAGAUCAAACCGUGAAACCACAUAUGAUCUCAGCUUUCUCCGGUUCUUUGAUACCUCUGUGGUGCUGUGUUGGUAUGGAAACUGGCCUGACUAUCAUCACAUUUCUACCAUUCAGCUCCACGGCGUCAGGAGAAUAGCCCUUACGUGUCCCGGACUAAAGGCACCAGGGUGGAGGUCCUUCAUGGAGAUGAUUGACAUGGAGACUGUAACCAAAGGCAUGCAAGACUAUGGCCAGGACCAAGUCAUUGAACUGAAGCUACUCAAGCCUCACAUUGUCAUGGGACUUUGGAAGGGCCAGCAUCACAUCGCCUUUGUCAUAAUCACCCUCCACUUCCAUAAGCUGCUGGAAAGAAGCACCCAAGGCUCCUCUGUUUGGCCCUACGUGGACCCAGUUGUCCAACCCCCAUUUGAUGACAUUGACCCCGAUUAUGGCCUCCAUGGUUACCAUCUCCACAUAGUUCUCCACAGCAGUGAAUACCAGAUCAUGUCUGAAUGCUUCCCUCAGCUAUUUUGCCAUAGAGAUCAGAUCUGCAAUGGCCUUGUCCGACUUACUGCCAUUGAUGGUACUUUCUUUUGGCAGCACAAGCCUCUGUCAGGCGACAUCACUCUGCCCUGGAAGUGUGAGGCCCUACAGGGCCAAAUAAAGGACCGUUGUUUUAUGACUCUUACUCUUCUUGAUGAGUUCAACAAACCUUUUUGGUGCUUCAGCUCUUCAGUGUCCACGAAGUGCAAGGAGAUGCCCUUUUCAGUUUUGUACGCCACUGAACAGUUUCUCAUCCACUAUCAGGACUCAGACGGUGAAGUCAUGAUGACCAUAGUGCAGGGGGAGAAAGAAAAGCAAUUAUAUCUUGUCAACUUAGCAGUUUAUGUGUCAACUGGCAAACUCAAUAAGUAUUUUGGGAAAGACUACUGAGAAUACCUAACGUUUUGUCAAGUUUAACAUUAUCGCAUUAUCUUGACAUUUGUUUAGUAAUUUACAGUGUUCUGGCACAAACAUAGAAUUGGUGUUGCAGAAUUCUAACAGUUCAAUGGAUUGAAACAAAUAUGUAUCACCAAGGGAGAAAAGAGGCACCACACUAUGUGUGAUCAAUUGCUUUUAGUCAGUAGUGUUUAAACCUCUGGUGACAUGCAAUUUCAAUGAUCAAUAAGCGGUAGAAAAUGGAUGGAUGGAUGGAUGAAUGGAUGGAUGGAUGGAUGGAUUCAAAGUCAAACAGGAUGUAAAAGUCCUUAAGUUUUAGAAUGGUAAAACAUUUUGGAAUCAUAUUUCAUUUUACCUGUCUAAAGAAAUGUCUUUUUUUUUUCAAUGUUGACCCUUUUGAAAGCUUUUUGAUGAGAACAUUUCACAGGUUUGAAUUAGUAAAAUAACUUAUGUUUAACAUUUUUGUGUAGAGCUGAAGUUGAUUGCGAGAUAUAAGCAAAAAACUUUGUGUUUCGUGCUUCGUGUGCUGUUUUGGUUCCACGCUUGUAAGUAAUAAAUUAAUUUUUUCACUUG